AUGGGCGACGAAGAAAUCGGAAAAGCCACAAUGUUGCAAUCGAGCACUAAUGCUUACGCUCAAGCGCAGGCUCGCCGGAAGGGCAUCGGAGUGAAGGUGUGGCUUGUCGUGUCGGAGACUGGGCAGUCGCACCUCGAGGAGGUUGACAAGCAUUCCAUCAUGAGGCGCACUGGCUUACCGGCGCGUGAUCUUCGUGCUCUCGAUCCAAUAUUGUCGUACCCGUCCUCCAUUCUGGGACGCGAGAGAGCCAUCGUCAUCAAUUUGGAGCACAUUAAAGCUGUGAUUACGGCCAAGGAGGUCCUUUUGAUCAAUUGCUCUAAUGCAUUGUUUGCUCAAUUUGUUCAAGAUCUUCAGGCUCGCGUUUCUACUUACAGUGGAGCGCCUCUUCAAAUGAGUAAAGAAAAGGAUCCUGAGUUCGCAACCAAUCACCAGCUUCCUUCCUUGCGCAGUCGUCAUCAUUCGAAUUCAACCAAAGAAACGUCUGAGAACAUUAACAGUAAAGAGGAUAGUCAUAAGAGUUCAGAUGACGAGCCAGUGACUGCAGCUCCUAAGCAGCUGCCUUUCGAAUUUAGGGCACUUGAAGCUUGCCUUGAAUCUGCAUGCAGGUGCCUUGAAUCUGAGACUCACACAUUGGAAGAAGAGGCUUACCCAGCUCUAGAUGAAUUGACUUCUCAAAUUAGCACACUCAAUCUUGAACGCGUGAGACAGAUCAAGAGUCGUCUGGUAACACUUUCUGGUCGUGUGCAGAAGGUACGAGACGAACUGGAGCAUUUGUUAGACGAUGACAAUGACAUGGCUGAAAUGUACCUGACGCGUAAACUUGCUUCUCGCUCCCCAGAUCAAUCAUCGCCAAGAGAAGUUUCUCCUGUUGAAGAAGAUGAUCACAGAGCUGAAGAUUCCAAUUCAGAGCACACUAACAUUUCUACUACUGUUAAGCCCGACGUUGAGGAAUUGGAGAUGCUCAUAGAAGCAUACUUUGCUCAGAUAGACGGCAUAUUGCAAAAACUGUCCGAUAUGAGUGAAUACGUGGACGACACAGAGGACUGCAUCAACAUAAUGUUGGACGAUAAGCAGAAUCAGCUGUUGCAGGUAGGAGUAAUGCUUAAUACAGCAAACUUGAUACUAAAUGCCGGUAUCGUGGUGGUGGGUUUGUUUGGGAUGAAUAUUCGUAUCAGCUUGUAUGAUGGAACAAACAGACAAUUCUGGGAAACAGCGUUGGGAACACUAGGAGGCUGUGUUGGAUUAUACUUUAUCGCUGUUGGAUGGGGUAAGAAAAGAUAUUUGUUGCCUUCCUAG
Neltuma alba is the source of this 1296-nucleotide messenger RNA. RefSeq names its product magnesium transporter MRS2-F-like. The record is from RefSeq and is a predicted model, not a curated record. The coding region runs from base 1 to 1296 and encodes 431 amino acids. The transcript has 6 exons. Gene Ontology annotation, biological process: magnesium ion transport. NCBI's taxonomy places the organism in Eukaryota, Viridiplantae, Streptophyta, Magnoliopsida, Fabales, Fabaceae. Gene Ontology annotation, molecular function: magnesium ion transmembrane transporter activity.